Molecule: messenger RNA, 2143 nt
Organism: Lates calcarifer (barramundi perch)
Lineage: Eukaryota; Metazoa; Chordata; Actinopteri; Centropomidae
Gene: fam168b
Product: family with sequence similarity 168 member B
Exons: 7
Coding region: 166-774 (202 amino acids)
Source: RefSeq, a predicted model, not a curated record
UAAUAUAAAAUAUUGACAGACCACGUGACAGCACUCGGAAGUGACGCGGGGUGCUCAAAAGAGUUCAGCAAAGCAUCUGGGAUCAAAGCAGCAGCAGCAGCUCGGUGUCUUCAGAGAGAACCAGAGAGGGACAGACGGCCGACUCGGACAGUAUCUGUGACCAUAAUGAAUCCUGUGUACAGCCCUGCGCCAACAGGGGUCCCCUUCACCAACACUAAGGGUAUAGGCUACCCAGCUGGAUUCCCUGUUGGUUACGCAGCAGCUGCUCCAGCGUACACCCCCAAUGUCUAUGCAGGAGCUAACCCAGCCUUCCCCAGCGGCUACGCUCCAGGAACUCCUUUCAAAAUGUCCUGCUCUCCCAACACGGGGACGGUCCCUCCGUACUCCUCCUCACCCAGCCCCUACCCUGCUGCCGUUUACCCUGUCAGGAGCACCUACGCCCAACAGAACCCAUACGCGCAGGCGUUAAUUCCCUCACAACAACAGGGCACCUACUACACACAGCCGCUGUAUGCUGCUCCCCCUCAUGUUAUCCAUCACACGACGGUGGUCCAGCCCAAUGGGAUGCCUGCAGCCAUGUACGCCCCGCCCAUCCCCCCACCCCGCCCCAACAGUGUUGCCAUGGGGAUGGUAGCCGGGACCACCAUGGCCAUGUCUGCUGGAACUUUGUUGACAACUCCAUCACCAGCGCCUGUCGCCCCCCAUCCUGUCACGAUGCCCACGUAUCGGCCUCCUGGCACACCCAGCUACAGCUACGUGCCCCCGCAGUGGUGAAGAGAGGGAAGCGUCAGCGGAUGGUAGAUAUGCAUUCACACUCUACUCCAGUGUUUUUUGCUCUUGGUGAGGACCUGAUCUGCCAGCGUCUGCAACCAGUUACUCUUCUUCCAGCAUAAUGUGAAUCUAAAACCCAACUACAUAGAAAGAGGCCCAUUCUAGACAGGGAGAUGGUGAAGAAUAGGCCCGUCCCCAUGACCCCCCCCCCCUCUCUCUCUUAAUGGAAUAAGGCUGCAUCCCACGCCACCCCCCCAGCGCCAGCACCUCUACAACCGGCUGCAUAUCUCACAUCAAACAGCAAAGCCUCCAUGCAAACUUUUGGUGGACUGUCAUGCAGGUUUUUAUAGCUUAAACUCUUUAAGUGGUGAAAAGGGAGUUUGGAAUUGUUUUUGUUGUUGUUGUUUUUUUUAUUUGGGGGACACAUAUGACAUUGAAUGCAUGUGUAUAUAUAGAUAUAUGAAGUAAUGCUAGCUCAAUCUACCUGCUGUGACAGAUGCAAACUCAACAAAAGGCACACAUCCAAAGGAACUAAAAAAAAAGUAAUAAUCUGCAAUGCUGAAUCACCAGUGACCAUGUCUUAAAUGUGAAAGAAGAAAAGACAAGAAACGUUUGUUCAUGCAAAAACAUACCUGCACGGUCCAGUGCAGACCAAACUGUACUAAUCUCACUGCUUUGUGUUUUGGUAAGUGACGCUCAGUUUUUAUUGUUUCUUUCAGCGAUGCGGUGUUGAUGCAUUACGUCUUACCAUGUUUGUAUUUUAGGAGAAAGAUAGGACACAUUUUAGGAAAAGCAGCUUUUGUUUCCUGCCUGAAACACUUCUGGGUGAUUUCAAUGUUUAUCACUUAUUUUAGCCACAAGUUAUUCUUGGUGGGGAGCAAACAGAGGAUGAUUUUCAAAGUCAUUUGCAGCCAUUUAAUGAGCUGUGUAUGUGUGUGUGUGUGCGUGUGUGUGUGUGUAGGAAAGAGGACUAAAAUAAGUACCAUUAAAAAUGGUGCCAUAUAGCGUGAGACAUGCUUUGACUUUUCAACCCACAUGUCACAAUCAUCAGUUUGUCUUUAGGUCUGAAGCACUAUGUCAUGAAAUCACAGCUAACUGUGGACAUGUUAGGACAACAUGAUAUGAUAAUAGCACUAUUGAGUGAAGGUACUAAUUCAAACCAGUCUGUAAAGAUAUCCAACCUUUGACAUUGCUAACUGUCGUACCUCAAGGCUCCAGGUUAACCACCAGUAUCACUGUUUUAGACAUGCUUUUCUAUGUUGCCUCAGUCACCUCAGUUAAAUAAUCUGUUUUGUAAAUGUUAUUUUUGUGAUUUUGGUUCUUGUUUUGUAUUCUAAAGAAAGACCAAAAAUAAAAACAAAUAUAAGAACAA